Propithecus coquereli (Coquerel's sifaka) is the source of this 828-nucleotide messenger RNA. RefSeq names its product melanoma-associated antigen 10-like. NCBI's taxonomy places the organism in Eukaryota, Metazoa, Chordata, Mammalia, Primates, Indriidae. Gene Ontology annotation, cellular component: nucleus. The annotation marks the transcript as partial. The record is from RefSeq and is a predicted model, not a curated record. The transcript has a single exon. Gene Ontology annotation, biological process: negative regulation of transcription by RNA polymerase II.
AUGUCUCGUUGCUACAGUCAGAGAAAUCAGCGCUAUAGGCUUGUGGAAGGCCUUCAAGCCCACAGAAAGGCACCAGGCCUGGUGGGUGCACAGGCUUUGGUAGCUCAGGAGGAGGAUGCCACAUCUUUCUCUCCCUUCUGUUUCCCCUCCUCCUUUCCCUCUGCCUCCUGUUUUUCUCUGAUCCUGGGCAUCACAAAGGAGAUUUCUGCUGCUGGGAUGCUGAGUCCUCCCCAGAGUCCUCAGAAAGCCUGUUCCUCUCCCUCUUCCAUCAAAGCUACUCCAUCAAUCAAAUCAGAUCAGGGUUCCAACAGGCAAGAAGAGGGGGGUCUAAGCACCUUGGAGGCCCAGCCAGAUGCCAAGUCCUUGAUUAGAGAUGCCAUAGAUGACAAGGUAGCUCAUUUGGUUCUUUUCCUGCUCCUUAAGUAUCGAACCAAGGAGCCAAUAACAAAGACAGAAAUGCUGAAUAGUGUCAUCAAAGAUUACAAAGAUCACUUCCCUGUGAUCUUCAGUGAAGCCUCUGAGUGCAUGCAAUUGGUCUUUGGCAUUGAUGUGAAGGAAGUGGACCCUGUUGGCCACUCCUAUGUCCUUGUCACUGCCCUGGGCCUUACCUAUGAUGGGAUGCUGAAUGAUUUCCAGAGCAUGCCCAAGACUGGCCUCCUGAUAAAUAUCCUGGGUGUCAUCUUCUUGGAAGGUGACUGCGCCCGGGAGGAGGUCAUCUGGGAAGUGCUGGGUGUGAUGGGGGUGCAUGCUGGGAGUGAGCACUUCAUCUACGGGGAGCCCCGGAAGCUCAUCACCCAGAAUUGGGUGCAGGAAGGGUACCUGGAGUAC